Molecule: messenger RNA, 6079 nt
Organism: Cyclopterus lumpus (lumpfish)
Lineage: Eukaryota; Metazoa; Chordata; Actinopteri; Perciformes; Cyclopteridae
Gene: stxbp5b
Product: syntaxin binding protein 5b (tomosyn)
Exons: 29
Coding region: 398-3973 (1191 amino acids)
Biological process (GO): regulation of exocytosis; regulation of protein secretion
Cellular component (GO): SNARE complex; cytoplasm; plasma membrane
Molecular function (GO): syntaxin binding; myosin II binding; GTPase activator activity
Source: RefSeq, a predicted model, not a curated record
AGCAUCCGGGUGACAACAGAGCGCAGACUCAAUCGCCGCCGCAGCUCACUGCGUUUCCGUAGCCAGGUUUGCUACCCCGCUGAGCCCUGACCGGGGGGAAACAGCUCUCACGGAGACGAUUGAAUCCCGACCGAAUAACGCCAAAAAACUAAGAAAAGCUGGCGGACAUGAAUGGCGGAUUAACACCGACGUCGGAGAGGGACUCGCUGAAUAAAACGUCCGUGUCUCGGGUGCUUUUUGGAGAGUGCGCUGGCAGCGAACACCCUCCGUAACAUGUGAGAUGUCUACGGAGAGAUAUUAAACCGUGCGGUUAAUUCGGCUAACUAGCUAGCAGCUACUAGUUCUCUAUCCGAUUUAUGGUCGUUUUUUCUCUCAACCGUUUGUACCGGAGUCAAAAAUGAAGAAGUUCAACAUUAGGAAGGUGCUGGACGGUUUGACAGCGGCUUCUUCUUCCUCCUCUUCCUCCGCGACCGCCCAGCCGGGCUCCGGCAGGGACAGCGACGUGAUCCAGGAGACCCUCCAGUCGGAGCAUUUCCAGCUUUGCAAGACUGUGCGUCAUGGCUUCCCAUAUCAACCAUCCUCCAUGGCUUUUGAUCCCGUGCAGAAAAUCUUGGCCGUCGGGACUCAGACUGGAGCGUUGAGGCUCUUUGGCUGUGCGGGUGUGGAGUGCUACUGUCAGCACGAGAGCGGCGCGGCCGUCAUCCAGCUGCAGUUCCUGAUCAACGAGGGGGCGCUGGUGAGUGCCUUAGCUGAUGACAGCAUCCACAUGUGGAACCUGAGGCAGAAGAUCCCUGCAAUCCUGCAUUCUCUCAAGUUCAGCAGGGAGAGAAUCACGUACUGCCACCUGCCCUUCCAGAGCAAAUGGCUCUACAUCGGCACAGAAAGAGGAAACAUCCACAUUGUCAACGUGGAGUCCUUCACGCUCUCGGGCUACGUCAUCAUGUGGAACAAAGCCAUCGAACUAUCCACCAAGACGCACCCGGGGCCAGUCGUGCACAUCAGUGACAACCCCAUGGAUGAAGGAAAGCUUCUGAUUGGAUACGAGUGUGGGGUCGUGGUGUUGUGGGACUUGAAGUGCAAAAAAGCUGACUGCCGCUACAAUUAUGAUGAGGCGAUCCACUCGGUAGCCUGGCACCAUGAGGGUAAACAGUUUGUCUGCAGCCACUCUGAUGGCACUCUGACCACGUGGAAUAUACGAAUCCCAGCCAAGUCUGCACAGAUCAUCACACCACAUGGAAAGCAGCCUAAGGACGGAAAGAAGCCAGAGCCAUGCAAGCCCAUCCUGAAGGUGGAGUACAAAACAACAAGGGUUGGGGACCCGUUCAUGGUCCUGUCCGGAGGUCUGUCGUACGACACGGUGGGCAGGAGAGCCUGUCUGACUGUGAUGCACGGGAAGAGCACCACCGUCCUGGAGAUGGACUACCCCAUCGUAGAUUUUCUAACGCUGUGCGAGACUCCGUAUCCAAACGACUUUCAGGAGCCUUACGCUGUGGUGGUCCUCCUCGAGAAGGAUUUAGUGUUAAUAGACCUCGGACAGAUUGGGUACCCGAUAUUUGAGAAUCCAUAUCCUCUGACUAUCCAUGAGUCACCGGUGACCUGCUGUGAAUACUUUGUGGACUGCCCUUCUGAACUCAUUCCUGCACUUUACUCUGUCGGCAGCCGGCAAAAGAGACAAAGUUACAGCAAGAAGGAAUGGCCCAUUAGUGGAGGAAACUGGGGCCAAGGCACUCAGAGUUACCCAGAGAUUAUUAUCACUGGACAUGCUGAUGGGUCGAUCAAAUUUUGGGAUGCGUCUGCAUUGAUGCUUCAAGUGCUGUACAAGCUGAAGACUGCCAAGGUUUUUGAGAGGGCUCGCAGUAAGGAGGAGAAGGCCAAUACAGAAAUAGUAGAGGAGGACCCGUUCGCCAUCCAGACCUUGUCCUGGUGCCCCGAGAGCCGGAUGCUCUGUGUGGCCGGGGUGUCUGCCCACGUCAUCGUCUAUCGGUUCAGCAAACAGGAAGUCACCACUGAAGUUGUGCAGCUUUUGGAGGUGCGGAUGCAGUGUGAGUUUAACGGUGGGGACUCCCCUGAUCCAGGAGGGGAGCAGACCCCCACCCUGCCCACCCAGGGAGCUUCCUCCAGCCCGCAGGAGAGCGAGCCUCCCACUCAGCCCUCCACAGGCAGCAACUCCUCCGACGGACCCAGGGACAAUAUACCAUGCCUGCAGGUGCGGAGCUCCCCGCUGAAGCAGUCUCCGGGCUACCAGGUGGAGCUGGUGAUCCAGCUGGUGUGGGUGAGCGGGGAGCCUCCUCAGCCAAUCACCAGCCUGGCGAUCAACUCCUCCUACGGCCUCGUGGUGUUUGGAAACACCAAUGGUCUGGCUGUGGCCGACUACCUCCAGAAAACUCUGCUCCUCCACAUGGGCACGUCGGAGCUGUACAGCCCAUCCGACCCCUACCAGAGGCAGCCUCGCUCCCCACGCAAAGUGCGGCAGCCGUCUGGAGCAACCUGUGACUCAAACGAUGGGUCCAACACCUCAGAGGACCGCUGCAAAUCCCCGACUUCAGGAUCUACCUCACCUUGCAAUUCUGAUGAUGAGCGAAAACAGAAGUUCAUAGAGAAGGUGAAGUUCAAAAGCAGACGCUUUUCCAAGACGGUUGCCAAUGACUUUGCCAAGAUGUCACGGAAAAUUAGCUCGUCUAGCGAGCAAAAGACUGACCUGGCAAAGGAGAGGUCCAAACAAUGGCGCUCUCUCACGUGUAAGAAGCACAUUUGUUGCGCGAACGAAGGCAAGGCGGCAGCCGGGACGACCCAGAAGGGGGCCGUCAGUAGAACUGAAUCAACCCCCAACUUCUAUGCCAGGGAUAACACGUUCACCCGCUCACGUAGUUCAAGUGUCACCAGCAUAGAACGAGAAUCUCGAGAGGCCAUCUCCUCCUUUCACUUCUGCGAGAGUUACCCCCGGAAGAGCGACAGCGUGGUCAGCCCCUGUCUGCUGGUGGGAACCACCCAGGGCACUGUGAUGAUGGUGGCCCUCAGCAUGCCGCCCGGCGGGGACCAGAGGCUGCAGCAACCAGUCGGCAUCUCCUCCUGUGGCAGUAUGGUCACACUCAAAGGAGGCAUUUUGACUAUGGCCCUGUUGGACGCCGCUGGAGCUCUGCUGCCCCCUUCCUACGAGCCGUGGUACGACCCAAAUGCCUCGGACGAGGAGAAGGAGAAGAGCCGGAGGCGCAGGCCAGCCUCCCCUCCCUCGUCUCAAGACGGUCCGGAUCCCCAGUUCGCUGUGCUGUGUUCGGAGAAACAGGCCAAGGUGGUGGCCAUGCCCUCCCAAACCCGCAUCUACAAACACAGCAUCACAGAGACCUCCUUUGUGCUGAGGGCUGACGUUGUGCAGAUGGGCGGAGCCAACUGCAUCGCCUGUUUCUGCGCUAACGGGCACAUCAUGACUCUGAGUUUACCCAGUCUACGGCCUCUGCUGGACGUGAACUACCUGCCGCUGACAGACAUGCGGAUAGCCAGAACGUUCUGCUUCUCCCACCUGGGUCAGGCCCUGUACCUCACCUCCCCCACGGAGAUCCAGAGGCUCACCUAUAGCCAGGAGACCUGCGACAAUCGACAGGAGAUGCUCAGUGAGUUAUUUACCCCCGUGGAGACACCAGAGGCUCCUAACAGAGGUUUCUUCAAAGGCCUGUUUGGGGGAGGAGCUCAGUCUCUGGACAGGGAGGACCUCUUUGGAGAAACGGGUGCUGGCAAAGCCUCCCGCAGCCUGGCCCAGCACAUCCCCGGCCAAGGGGGCAUGGAGGGCAUGAAGGGUGCAGCGUCCGGGGUCGUGGGGGAUCUGGCCCGUGCACGGAUAGCUCUGGACGAGAGAGGGCAGAAACUGGGGGAGCUGGAGGACAGAACGGCUGCCAUGAUGUCCAGCGCAGAUUCAUUUUCAAAACAUGCUCAUGAUAUGAUGCUGAAGUACAAAGAUAAGAAGUGGUACCAGCUCUGAUGGCAGCGUGUGGGAGCAUUAGACUCUGUAAUCACGAAGUAUCACACCAGUAUCUCUUCAAUAUUUCUCUCCACGGGGGGGGGGGGGGCUCAACACAGACUCAUGCUUUUAUUCUCAGAACAAUAUCACACACUCUGCAUUAUCUCAGCGACCGGAGGAGACACCGGCCGACCACCAUGUAACGAGAAUCGGAAAAGAAAUGGAAGAAGAGAAGCUGUUAGGACUCUCUCUUUCCAUUUCACCGGAGAGCGAUGAUGUUCACCUAAGGUGACCUUUCAUAUCCAUCAUGCACUCGUGUGUGUAUAUGUAUGUAUGUGUGUAUAUAUAUAUAUAUAUAUAUAUAUAUAUAUAUAUAUAUAUAUAUAUAUAUAUAUAUAUACACUCUGCUGUUUUGUUCUGAAGGAGGCUGAAAGACAAUUCUGCAAAACAUGUACUUUGGUGGCUUGAUUGCGAUUGUUCUUUCUCUGCCCUUUAAGAUGUCUGUCAAACACAGUGGGCUUAAACGAGGAGAAAAGUCUGAUGACCCUUUGUCCUUCAUGUCUAAUCUGUUUCUAUAGGAAUGAUUGGAUCAAUGAAGGACUCCUGUCCGUUUGUUUUUUUUUCCCCAGUUUACAUUAUUUUUUUAGACAUUUGUCCUUUUGCCAGUCUGUUAAGAAAUGUCCUUUCUCGCACGUAGAAGUGUAAAAACUAGACGUGGCGAUGAUGAACCUCUCACCGAAUAAGGGCUGGUACCACACUAGUUUCCUUUUUUUUACAUCAUUUUCCAACUAAGUUGUUUAACGUGAGAAGGACAAUUGUUGUGUUUUUUGUUGUUGUUGUUUUGUUUUUUUGAAGAUCCCUUUCGUUUUUAUUUAAAAUUAGUCUAUUUAUUGGAACCGUAUAAUAGAUGAGAAGUAAAAAUAAGUUUGUAUGUUGGGCAUUGAAUUAUAUAUAUAUAUAUAUAUAUAUAUAUUUUUUUCCUUUUGGUGAAUUAAAUGCGCAAAAAGAAAGUGCUGAAAAUGUUUACCCCUGAUGAUGAAGAGUUUACACUGAUCUGUCAGAAAAAUGAAGAGUUGAUACACUGGAGAAAAAAAAAACCCCUGACGGUCUUCUAUUCGUCUGUCUUUCAAGGGGCUGUAGCUGAGUCGUGUAGAAGAAGAAGGAUGUGUUGAAGGGCAAUACAAAGAUUGUCCAUAUUAUAAUUAGCAUAAAUGUAUAUUUUGAUUACACUUUUUUUUUUGGAGAUAAAGAUUCUAUAUAUACACGAUUAUUCACAUUUCUUUUUGGCAUUCUGUCGCAGCUGAUUUUUGGUGUCGUUUCUCAACGUGUAGGGAAAGAAGCAUGCGUCUCUAGCAGCACACUGGGAAUGUUAACGCUGCCAGUGGAAAUGACCAAGCGCCUCUCUCUGAACCCAUUCACUUCAAAACGGUUUCUCUUCUGCCUUUACCUCAUGAUGCAUAUAACCUAACCUCUACCUAAUGUGUGUGUGUGUGUGUGUGUGUGAACAUGCAUAUAUUCAGGAAUAUGUGUAUGGGCGCCAAUAUUUCUAAUACUGCAUAGAUACAGUGUAUUACAAUAGGUUUUUUUGCUUUUGCUUGACAGUGUUUAUCAAUGUGGUUUAACUAGAAUUCUAUUGUACUCUGAUUAAUUUUGUCAUGAGGCGCCAGGAUAUGCUGCUAUUUGUGUCAAUGUAGGAGCAUUAUCUGUUGGUCUUUUUAUUUUGAAAAAAACGGAGAGAAUUAUUAUUUUUUCCGUCUUGUCCAGAUUGCUGCCAAAUGUUGUAAAUAACGGAGACAGCUGGACACAAAUCUGACAGUGCAGGUUCAGGCGACGUGACAUACGGCGGCCAUGUUCUUUUCCCACACCAAAGAGUUGCUUAAUUUCACAAAGUUGUCUUGGUUUUCUUUUUCUCGUUAAACGGUAAGAGAGUCGGGUCUCCAGGCGGAGGGUAGAUUGGCUUUAGUUUAUUCUCACGGGCACGCAUUGCCCAAACGGUGCAUGUGAACAGUUUGAUUCCAAAAUGAGAUCAUCUGGCUCUUAGCUGGUAUUAAAUCCGGUAUACUUUGGAGGUGUUGAGUUUUAUCCAAGAACAAUUAAUACAUUUUGGAAUAAAACCCAUUUCUUUUA